CACUGCUUGACUCUACUCAUAGAGCUACCAUACAUUUUGUAAAUAUCCGAUUUAGCUUAUAUUUUCCAAUCCUCUGACACAUCAUUAUACUAUAUCCUUGAUCGAAGCACACGAUUCGCUACAAUAUGGCUACCGCCGAGGGCGAUCGUCCAGUAGGCAGCAGCAGUUCGGAAACUGGCAACUCUGCCAGCCAACGGGGAGUUAAUCGAGUCCUCCAUAAAUUGGCCAACUCGCUGGAGGCAGGCGAGUUCUAUGAGGCUCAUAUGAUGUAUAGGACAUUAUAUUUCCGUUAUACGGCUCAGAAGCGAUAUCAAGAUUGCUUGAACCUGUUGUUCGAUGGAGCCGAGAAGCUGAUUGCCAAGGAUCAGCACAGCAGUGCUGCGGAUCUAGCUCUGCUACUGAUAGACACGCUGGAGAAGAGAGGGUCCUUGCCUGGAGAUAAUAAUUUCUAUUGGGUCCCUCGGUUGGGUUCACUUAUACGUGGCUUUAGCCCGACUACUGUGGAACGCGACACAUUUAUACAACGAGUCGUUAAAUGGAGCAGUGGUCUACAUGGCAAGUACGGGCAUCCAGUUUUGCAUAAGUUAAUCGCCCAUGUGUAUUGGGCCGACGGCAACGUUGAAUUGGCGCGUCACCAUUAUCUACUUUGUCAGGAUGGUAGUUUGUGUGGCCGGGUGCUAAUAGAAAUCAGCGUAAGCAAAGGUUUUCGCAGUGAGGUGGAUUUGUUUCUUGUGCAGGCCGUGCUUCAGCAAUUGUCGCUGAAGGAUCAAAGAACAGCCGAAGUUAUGUUUUAUGAGUAUACGCGUUACCACCCCAAGAUAUUACGGCACGAGUUCCCAUUUAGAGAGCCUCUUGUGAAUUUCCUUUAUUGCUUGUUCCGCCUCAUCGACACGAAAUCCGUUAACGGCUUCCGAGCCCUGCGAAAGCUCUACGAUCCCUCACUAAAGCGGGACACGUCAUUUCUAAAAUAUCUGACGAAAAUUGGCAUUGUCUAUUUUGAUGAACAGCCCGAGGUGCCGCACAGUGGUCCAUCGGGACUGGGUGGGAUGAUCGGCGAUAUAUUCAACCGUUUAAUGCAAGGCUUUGAUGACGAAGAUAUCGACGAACCGCAAUCUUCGGAAAGACGACAUAACGCCAACAACGAGCUCGACUAAUAUCGGCUCUAAUUUGAAUGGAUAAUGGACAUGGUCUUUGAUAGCAUUAAGCGCCCGUUUCAGUUCAAGUCGACACCAAAAGCAACAGGAACUACCGCAAAGUCCUUUCUCACCGGACUUUAUUUUUCAAUGUUAUUAUUUUAAUGUAUUGUGUGCAAAUUAAUUGUACUUUAGUGUAACGGUGCGCUUAAUUCGCAAUGUAUUUAGACUCCCGAUCGGAUUGAAAAAUAAAUGUAUUUUAAACGUGA
Molecule: messenger RNA, 1402 nt
Organism: Drosophila willistoni
Lineage: Eukaryota; Metazoa; Arthropoda; Insecta; Diptera; Drosophilidae
Product: Golgi to ER traffic protein 4 homolog
Exons: 2
Coding region: 126-1154 (342 amino acids)
Biological process (GO): protein insertion into ER membrane
Cellular component (GO): cytosol; BAT3 complex
Molecular function (GO): protein binding
Source: RefSeq, a predicted model, not a curated record